AAGAGGCCGCUCGGCGCCCUGCGUAAUUCGGUCACUACGUCGCCGCCGCGCCCUCUCGCCGAGGUUUGAAUGUGAAGCGGAGGAGUUGCUGUCGCCGCCGUCGCUGCUAGUCGUGCUCUCUCAAGGGGUCCCGUCAGGUUCUGCAGUUAUGGAACUGAGUGAUGCCAAUUUGCAGACUUUGACAGAAUACUUAAAGAAGACACUUGAUCCUGAUCCUGCCAUAAGGCGUCCUGCGGAAAAAUUCCUUGAGUCGGUUGAAGGAAACCAGAAUUACCCACUGCUACUUUUAACUCUACUGGAGAAGUCCCAAGAUAAUGUCAUCAAAGUCUGUGCCUCUGUCACAUUCAAGAAUUACAUUAAAAGGAACUGGAGAAUUAUUGAAGAUGAACCAAACAAAAUAUGUGAAGCCGACAGGAUAGCCAUCAAAGCCAACAUAGUACAUCUAAUGCUUAGCAGUCCAGAACAAAUUCAAAAACAGUUAAGUGAUGCUAUCAGCAUAAUUGGUAGAGAAGACUUCCCUCAGAAAUGGCCUGAUCUGCUGACGGAGAUGGUGAAUCGCUUUCAGAGUGGAGACUUCCAUGUUAUUAAUGGAGUUCUUCGUACAGCACAUUCUUUAUUCAAAAGGUAUCGUCAUGAGUUUAAAUCAAAUGAACUGUGGACAGAGAUCAAACUAGUUCUUGAUGCUUUCGCACUUCCCUUGACAAAUCUCUUUAAGGCCACAAUUGAGCUUUGUAGUACUCAUGCAAAUGAUGUCAGUGCUUUGAAAGUACUCUUCUCAUCUCUGAUUCUGAUUGCUAAGCUGUUCUACAGUUUAAAUUUUCAGGAUCUUCCUGAAUUUUUUGAAGAUAACAUGGAAACCUGGAUGAUGAAUUUCCAUAAUCUUCUAACUUUGGAUAACAAACUCUUACAGACAGAUGAUGAAGAGGAAGCUGGUCUGCUAGAGCUUUUGAAAUCCCAGAUUUGUGACAAUGCAGCUUUGUACGCCCAAAAAUAUGAUGAAGAAUUUCAGCCUUACCUGCCCCGUUUUGUCACAGCAAUCUGGAAUUUAUUAGUCACAACAGGGCAAGAAGUUAAAUAUGAUUUGUUGGUAAGUAAUGCAAUCCAGUUUCUAGCUUCGGUUUGUGAGAGGCCCCAUUAUAAGCACCUGUUUGAAGACCAGAAUACACUGACAAGUAUUUGUGAAAAAGUCAUUGUUCCCAACAUGGAAUUUAGAGCUGCUGAUGAAGAAGCCUUUGAAGAUAAUUCUGAAGAAUAUAUCAGAAGAGAUUUGGAAGGAUCUGAUAUUGAUACCAGACGCAGAGCAGCCUGUGAUCUUGUAAGAGGGUUGUGCAAGUUUUUUGAAGGACCUGUUACUGGGAUCUUUUCUGGUUACGUUAACUCUAUGCUGCAAGAGUAUGCAAAGAAUCCAUCUGUCAACUGGAAGCAUAAAGAUGCUGCUAUUUACCUUGUAACGUCUUUGGCAUCGAAAGCUCAGACACAAAAGCAUGGAAUAACACAAGCCAAUGAACUUGUAAACCUGACGGAAUUCUUUGUGAAUCACAUUCUACCAGACCUGAAGUCUCCUAAUGUGAAUGAGUUUCCCGUUCUUAAGGCUGAUGGUAUCAAGUACAUCAUGAUUUUCAGGAACCAAGUACCCAAAGAACAACUAUUGGUGUCUAUUCCUCUCCUAAUCAAUCAUCUUCAAGCAGAAAGCAUUGUAGUUCAUACUUACGCAGCCCAUGCUCUUGAAAGGUUAUUUACAAUGAAAGGAGCUAACAACACUACACUGAUUACGGCUGCAGAGAUGGCACCAUAUACAGAAAUGCUGCUAACAAACCUUUUCAAAGCACUGACACUUCCAGGGUCAUCAGAAAAUGAGUAUAUUAUGAAAGCUAUCAUGAGAAGCUUUUCCCUACUUCAGGAAGCCAUAAUUCCCUACAUCCCUUCUCUCAUCACUCAACUCACACAGAAACUGCUUGCUGUCAGUAAGAAUCCAAGCAAGCCUCACUUUAAUCAUUACAUGUUUGAAUCAAUUUGCUUGUCAAUAAGGAUAACUUGCAAAGCAAACCCCACUGCUAUUGGAAGCUUUGAAGAUGCUUUGUUUAUGGUGUUCACAGAGAUUCUGCAGAAUGACGUACAAGAAUUCAUUCCAUAUGUGUUUCAAGUGAUGUCUCUGCUUCUGGAAAUGCAUAAAACUGACAUCCCAUCGUCGUAUAUGGCCUUAUUUCCACAUCUGCUUCAGCCAGUCUUGUGGGAGAGGUCAGGAAACAUCCCCCCUUUGGUGAGACUCCUUCAGGCCUACUUGGAGAGAGGUGCCAGCACAAUAGCAAAUGCCGCAGCUGACAAAAUUCCUGGACUAUUGGGUGUGUUCCAGAAACUUAUUGCCUCUAAACUUAAUGACCAUCAAGGAUUCUACCUUCUCAACAGUAUUAUAGAACAUAUGCCCCCUGAAUCCAUUGAUCAGUACAGGAAACAAAUUUUCAUCCUGUUAUUCCAAAGACUUCAGAAUUCCAAAACAACAAAAUUUAUCAAAAGUUUCUUAGUCUUUAUCAACUUGUAUUGUGUAAGAUACGGAGCAAUAGCACUUCAAGAAAUAUUUGACAGUAUACAGCCAAAGAUGUUUGGAAUGGUUUUAGAGAAAAUCAUAAUACCAGAAAUACAGAAAGUAUCUGGGCAAGUAGAAAAGAAAAUCUGUGCCGUUGGUAUCACAAAAAUACUCACAGAAUGCCCUCCUAUGAUGGACACAGAAUACACAAAGCUGUGGACACCCCUUCUUCAGGCCCUCAUUGGUCUCUUUGAGUUGCCUGAAGAUGAUACCCUUCCUGACGAAGAACACUUCAUUGAUAUAGAAGACACGCCAGGGUACCAAACGGCAUUCUCCCAGCUUGCCUUUGCUGGGAAAAAAGAACACGAUCCAGUGGGCCAAAUUGUGAACAAUCCUAAAAUCCAUCUUGCACAGUCCCUUCACAAGUUAUCAACUGCGUGUCCAGGCAGGGUUCCCUCGAUGCUGAGUACUAGCCUGAAUGCAGAAGCUUUGAAAUUUCUUCAAGGAUACUUACAGGCUGCAAGUGUAACAUUGCUCUGACCUCUUUAUUUUGAAUGUGAGAAUUUCAAAGUUGCAUCAAGGAACGCUGAUAUUGACUGUUCUAAACAAAGCUCGGACAAGGUGAAACGAGUUGCUACUUCGAAAAACACAUCACUGAAUUACUGCUUGAUACAGAAGCUGAAUGCUACUUUGUUCAUGUGAUCAUAGGUAAAGAAGCAAGUGACUUUCCCAUUCCCAGUUUGCUUUCAAAGGGAAUAGUAAUAGGAGUUUAUCAUUUGGGAUUGAUUGAAGUUCCACAUCUGCAGUGUUUGGGUACCAUUUUAAAAUGUAUAGAGUACUGGAUGCAAACUCAUGUUGUCACUUAUUUUUUCCAGUUUAUUGUCAUUUGUAUUUCUUUUGUGUCUCAAAAAAUUUAUCUGAAUUGUGAAUAAAUAAGCUCUUGUUUAAAGUA
Molecule: messenger RNA, 3476 nt
Organism: Podarcis raffonei (Aeolian wall lizard)
Lineage: Eukaryota; Metazoa; Chordata; Lepidosauria; Squamata; Lacertidae
Gene: CSE1L
Product: chromosome segregation 1 like
Exons: 25
Coding region: 149-3064 (971 amino acids)
Biological process (GO): protein export from nucleus; protein import into nucleus
Cellular component (GO): cytosol; nuclear envelope
Molecular function (GO): small GTPase binding; nuclear export signal receptor activity
Source: RefSeq, a predicted model, not a curated record